Molecule: messenger RNA, 1754 nt
Organism: Colletotrichum godetiae
Lineage: Eukaryota; Fungi; Ascomycota; Sordariomycetes; Glomerellales; Glomerellaceae
Product: aminotransferase
Exons: 4
Coding region: 125-1537 (470 amino acids)
Cellular component (GO): cytosol
Molecular function (GO): transaminase activity; pyridoxal phosphate binding
Source: RefSeq, a predicted model, not a curated record
CAAGAACGUUGGCCUGCUAGUGUUGUCCACUGCUUACACCGCUCUAUUCCCUCUAUCAUCCAGACCUUGCUUACGGACCCCAACCAAUACGCCGCUCCUCAACGUAUAUCGUGCUUUACUCACAAUGGUUCUCAAACCCCUUGAUACCGUAGAGUUCACUGAUGCGAGCCACUCACCAGUGCUUCAUCGAGAUCUACGGGGUCAGUUUGCACGCAUUGUUGGUGGUGAAGGUCACCACUAUGUGGUAGAAGGUGGCAGAAAACUCUUUGACGCCUCUGGAGGCGCCGCUGUCGCUUGUAUCGGUCAUGGUGACAAAAGAGUGGCAGACGCUAUGGUGCGGCAGAUCAACAGUAUCGCAUAUAGUCCUUCGACAUUCUUCACAACCCCCACCUGCGAGAAAUUGUGCCAGUUUCUCGUCGAUUCGACCGGCGGCCAGAUGUCACGAGCUUACCUCGUCAGCAGUGGAUCCGAGGCCAUGGAGGCAGCGAUGAAGCUCGCAAGGCAGUUCUUCCUAGAGAAGGACACGCCAGAGCCACAGAGACACCUUUUCAUAGCUCGGGAAAGGUCAUAUCAUGGAACAACUCUGGGCGCACUUUCGAUGGGUGGUCAUGUUUCUCGCCGAGCUAAAUUCACGCCGAUGCUCCUCGACAACAUCGUCUCUCAUGUGGCCCCUUGUUAUGAGUACAGGGGCAAAGCGCCUGGGGAACCGGACGCCUCAUAUGUGGCUCGCCUUGCUCAGGAGCUCGACGAUGAGUUUACACGGGUAGGACCGGGGAAUGUGUGCGCUUUUGUGGCGGAGCCGGUUGUUGGAGCUGCUCUGGGUUGUGUCCCAUCUGUGAGCGGUUAUUUCAAGGCUGUGAAGGCAGUUUGCGAUCGGCAUGGAGCGCUUCUGAUUAUGGACGAAGUCAUGAGCGGCAUGGGCCGCUCUGGGACUCUCCAUGCUUGGGAGGGCGAGGGGGUAGUACCCGAUAUCCAGACUAUUGGCAAGGGCCUAGCCGGGGGUUACCAACCGAUUGCAGGCGUUCUGGUCAACAAGGGAGUAGCCGAUAUGUUGGAGAAGGGUUCCAGUUGUUUCGUUCAUGGGCACACAUAUCAAGGCCACCCUAUUGCGUGCGCAGCAGCACUUGAGGUACAGCAUAUCAUUGAGUCGGAUGGCCUCCUCGCCAACGUGCGAGCCAUGGGCCAACUCCUUUCGGAACUCUUGAAGGAGGGCCUCAAGGACGAACCUUACGUGGGAGAUAUCCGCGGCAAGGGACUCUUCUGGGGUAUUGAGUUUGUGCGGGACAAGGUGAGCAAGGAACCUUGGCCAAGAGAAGUACAGGUGGCGACGGAGAUGAGCGAUCUUGGGCGCACCGAAGAAUACGGCAUCGUGAUUUACCCUGGUGCGGGAACUAUGGACGGCGUUCUAGGUGAUCACAUCAUUGUGGCGCCGCCGUAUACUGUGACACGGAGCGACGUUGAGUUCAUUGCCGAGACGGUGGUGAAGUUGAUCAAGAGUUAUUUCGUCGGACUGGAGAAGUCCCGGUCAGCUAUUUGACUGACUUGAAUGUCACUAUUGUCACAAUUUCUACACUGCAUGUAUACCAUGCGAGAGUAGCAAGAAAAGACUAGUUUGGCAACGUUCGAUAAUACCACAUGCGUACUAAAUAAUAGGUAUAUGAAGAGACAAGAAGAGUAUAUGGAAGAAGUGGUGAAAAAACCGAGAUUGUAAAGUUACUCUAAGAGAGAACUUUUGUUGAAUAAAGUGCGUUGAA